Dracunculus medinensis (Guinea worm) is the source of this 354-nucleotide messenger RNA. Lineage: Eukaryota; Metazoa; Nematoda; Chromadorea; Rhabditida; Dracunculidae. The record is from the annotation of a GenBank genome assembly.
AUAAUUCCGAUAAUUUCUGAAAGCAAUAUUGUGAUGACAAACAGCAGUUGCGUGGACAAGGCAUUACCAGGCAGAGUUUCCGAUUGUCCCGCUUUGAAACAAUAUUGUAAUGUAGACUCGUACAAGCCAGUAAUGGCGAGAGAAUGCCGCAAAACUUGCAAUCUUUGCGGUCAACGUAACAACAAUAAUAUUAGUACCAACAAGACCAGAAAUUUUGGAUCAUCAACUUGCGUGGACUUUGCACAACCUGGUCAAGUUUCUGAAUGUCCGUCCAGAAAGGCUUUGUGCCAAAAAGAACGAUACAAAGAGUUUAUGAAAAAAAAUUGUCAAAAGUCUUGUGGAUAUUGUGCAUAA